GAAGAAUGAGCAGAGAAAUGUGGAAGUAUACAUACAAUCUUAUGGACUCUCUCCAUCCCUUCACCUCCCCCCUUUCUCUCUCUCUCUCACACACACACACACACACAUACAUGCAAACACUCCCCUCCUCACUGGAGGCCUUGCUCCCAGCUCUGGACUAAAUGAUAUCAUCGGUUGCCAGGGAUACAAGGACACAGCGUGCAGAGAAAAGGGAGGGUGAGGCAGAGGCAGAGCCAUGCACACACAGACACACACGCACACACAGCCUGAAAGAGAAAGGAGGGAAGGAUGAUGGUGUAUUGGGUAUCGAAAAAGAAAAGUAGUGCAGAUAGCAAAGGUGAUGCGGCUGGGCCAUGAGGAGGAGAGGAAAAGAAAGCUAAUGUCAAAAGCUACUGGCCCAUCCUUCCUCUCCCUUCUGCCUUACAUCGCAUUACAUUGUCUUUCUUUGUCUAGAAAGGGUCAGAAUAGCAAAAGUACAGCUGCGUGUGACAGCACGCGUUGUACGGAGCGAGAGGCGAGCACAGAAAGGAGGAGAGUGGCAGUGGUACCUGAGGGAUGGAGGAAAGGAUACAGUCGUGAAUUUGAAACAAUGCGACCUUUCCGUCUUGUUCACGUGUGCAUCAAAUAACUGGUAUUUCCUCCCUCUGUCUCUCUCCACUGUGCGUGUGUCUGUCUGUGUGUGUUUGCCAGCGAGCGGAGGAUGAGAAUGUCUAUUUAAAGGGAUCGGAGAUUGCGCGGGUCUGCUGUCUUUUCUAUUCCUGACUGACAGCGUUGUUGAAUUUGGCCCAGAGAGUCUGACUCCCCCCCCACACACGCACACACACUCUCAGCACUCGUUGCAAGGCCCGUUUUUCCUCUCAGGUGUGAAGUGGAGGGCCUCCCAAACACAGACCAAGACUGGCUGCAUGUAUCACCCAGCAGAGCUGUACUCUGGCCGUAACACAUGGGACUCCUAUCCAGCUGGAGGUCCUAACAGAGGACAAUGGGCUCCAGUGAACACUCAACUCUGGAGCCACACAAACAGAUGCCAAGGAGGGCGCACUCAAUCACAUCAUCCACCAUCAACUCGUCUCUAUGACAGGGGGGAGAGAACAGUCAACCAUGUUCAGGACAAAGGUAUCUCAAAGGGGCACAGGCAGCAUCCACGUCUAUGGGACGGUAAAGAGCCGCCGUUUGAGGCCCAGAACUGGCAUCACAACUCCUCGCGCUCAUUCCACCACAACCGAGCUGCCAACAACAAUGGUUAUCCAACCGCAGCCGGAGAGCGCUACGCAACCUGGGACAAUAACGUCAGCAGCUCUGUGCAUGGGAGUCCUCGUCUUCAUCGCAACAACAGAGAGCUCCAGUCUCCCCCAGAGAGAUGGGCCCCCUCAGACUGUCGCAAGAGCUUCCCAGGCAGGAUGAUGAACAACAGACCGGGGCCCUGGAAACGACCGGCCCACCAUCAGCGGCGAGACCAAUUACACCAGCACAGUCCACCCCCGCCUCACCCUUUAUCUCCAAGGGAAGAGUGUCCUGCUAAGAGGAGGAGGGACUCUGGUCCUGAUCAGUCAUCUCAUCCUGGAUCAAGACAUUUACCUUUACUGGCCCCCUCACCGCCUCGCCACCACCACCGUCACCAAGAUGACUGGAAGCCUCCCAACGACAGGGCGGGUCCUUGCCACCACUCUGACCACAGGACCUCAGCAACACAGCAACAGGAAACCUCUAAACUUCGAGCUGGAGGACAUGGCUUCAGUAACAGUAACCCGGCAGCUCUAAACCAGAGUUGUGGCAGCAGACCGCCACAUCACGGAAGCAGAGGGAAGGUCGAGCGGAAAAUCCUGUCUUCACCAGCAGACCACACCCGUGUGCCUUACAGCCACCAAAACCAUCAUUACCACUACCAACGGCACACAGGCCAUCCCAGAGCUCCACAGCACAACCCGCCGCUUCACCCUCCAGAGGACUCCCGGAGCCAUCACCACAAACAAAGCACAGAACCUCAACGCACUCAUCAAAGAAGCAUUUUAAGGGAUCCAGCUCUCGCCCAUUCUUCUGGUGCAGACUCCCCUUAUUCGUCCCUCCUCUGCAGCCCUAAAGAUGGAGGGUCCACUGCCAGCAGUCCACGUGCUCUCUCCAGUCCCUCUUCAUACACGGGGCCCAUCGGCAGAAAAGAUCCUUCAAUCCUUCGUCAGUGUAGUCCCGGCCUCAGUGGAGAGCAGAGACUCCAUGGAAGCCCCCCUCACACAACCAGACCUGGCCUGACAUCCACCACAUCUCUCACAUCCCACAGCGGUCCAAAAUCCAGGUUUUCAGACGUCAAGUACAGAAAGAGUUCACAGCCGCUCUGCUCACGACAGCUCCCCCACAGCAGAUCGAGAGCAAACAAGCUUGACAAGGAGCUGGAGCAACACGCAAAACCUGAGUGCAAACAAAAAGAUAAGCUGGGGAAGAAAGAGAGAAAAGGGGAUAUUCUUAAGACGAGCAGAAAAGGCGAUGAAAGAAAACGGCGGAAGAAAAAAGAGGAGAAAAGGCUGGGCGAGCGGAAAAGGAAAAGAGAUAAAGCAGUUAAAAUGGAGGGAAAGUUAGGCUUGAAAAUCAUGGCGAGGGACAUGUCCACCUCCAUCUCUGCUUCGGCAGAGGGCAAAGUGAGUAGGAUGGAGACUCUGACCCCAGAGAGUCAAAGCCAGUCGACACUCAAACACAAGCACAGGGCGAGGAGUGAACGAGCGGAGGGGACACACAGGCCGUUUGCAAAUACUCCUCAUCCUAAAUGCACUUCACAACAGCUGCCCUCAAAAUCUGGAAACCACAAAAUGUCCAAAAAGAACAGCCGUCCCCAGAAACCCCCUGUCAAGAAUCUACCAAUGACAUCCCCCAGGAAAACCAGCGCCAAACAGACCAGCAGGAAGCCCUCCAUUGUCUCAUCGCACUCAGACGGCAGACCAAGAGGAAAGCCAGACGAUACACUCCAUUCACUUUUGUUUAAAGCCUUAGCACCUCUCAGUGCAGCAUGUUCCGUGAGCGCAGAGCAGGGAGGUGUUCUCAAUGCCCCAGACCUCCAGCCCGUGGCGGUGAUGGGACAUUUGAGGGAAAUAGGAGACAACCUUGCGAACACUCCUCCUGUUCUGAGCUGGCAGGGCUCUCCAGUGUCGAGUGUGGAAGAGGAUGAGGACGAGUUAGGAAAGGGAGUGAUAAGUCGACCUGUCCUCCAGCCCAGCCCUACUCAGUGCUUCUCUCCUCCCCCUGUGGACAACGACAGCUCUGACGAUAUGGAAAAGGAGCCUUGUGAAAGUUUACGAGCUGACAACAGCGACAGGUCUGAAUACUGUGAUCCGCCUCGUUCCACCGAACAAGUGGCCGAGGAACAAUCAAAAGAAGACGUGGACAGCAGUGGGGAAACAUCUGGCUCUCUUCUCCGUGAGCUUUGCCACCACAAAGCAGGGCUGGACGACGUCUUCAAGAGCCUGGCCACCUUCCUAGGGGGCCAGAGGGUCUCGUGUCGAGGCGGCCCAUUUGGUGGCCCUCCAGACAGCACUGCAAGAGGGGUGAAGUACUCCUCUUCUCUUGAGCUUGGGCCAGAUAUACACUGCCAGGAGCAUCACGAUUUCUCCCCCAAGUCCGAUCCCACAGCGUCCUCCAAACCUGCUCAUAUUAAAUCACCGACGCACGCUACCUCAGGCUCGCUUGGGAAAUCCCACAGUCCGACAGAACUGAGAACUGAACCUGUCGCCGACGCCCCAGUGCAGGAGCCUGAGACUGUUGUGAAAGUAAAACAAGAAGGUAAAAAUACCGAGAUCCUCCCUGAGAGAAUUGACUCAUCUCUUCUAGACGGGUCACUGAGUGCAGAGCUGAGAGUGACCACCACAGACACAGCCUCUCUCACCAGCCUCCUCACUGUUUCCACCAAGGAAGAGAGAGGACACAGCACGGAGCCCGGACACAGAUGUGCAGACAGAAAAAGAAAACAAAAAGAUAGGGACGGAGGAGUAGAAGAAGAGAUCAAGAUUAAGAUAAAGACAAAGGAAAGCAGUGUCAUCGGUCCCAAAAACAAAGUGAAUGAAGUUAAGGAUUCGGAAGAGAGGGGUGUUUCAUCCUCGGAGAGAGCCAUCUCCAGAGGUUCAUCCAGACCUCUCAAAGAUAGUAGGAAAGGCCAGGUUUUUCAGGAAAAUCAAUCCCCACGUGGCAAGGACAUCCGGAGAGAGAAAGAAGACACCGGGAACGCUGAAAUCAAGGUAGAAAGAGAGGAGAAGAAGGAAGUGGUCACUGAGUUAGAAAACCAGAAAUCAUCCGCAGCUAGAAACACACAAACAAAAGCUCCAAACCCAGCAUCAACUUUAACAAUCAAUCCAUCCAAACUGUGUGUCUCAACACCGGCGAGCAAACCUCCCCGCUCAUUAGCGCCAGUCGAUCCACUGAAACUGAAAGCGCUGUCCAUGGGCUUAUGUAAGGAGCUGAAGAUCCUGCUGAUCAAAGUGGAGAUCGCUGGGAGACAAACGUUCAACAUAUCAGAAGUGGAGGAGCAAAGAGUCCCACUUUCCAAGAUCAACAUCGACAACACGGCCACAGAAGUGAUCAGAUCCUGCAAGGGGACGAGGGUGAAGGGGAAGUUCAAGGAGUCGUACCUGCUUUCCUCAUUUUCCGUUAAACCCAACAUCGACGUCAAGACGCCCAUUCCUCGAGAAAAGCUCAACCCUCCGACACCAAGUAUCUACUUGGAGAGCAAGAGGGACGCCUUCUCUCCAGUUCUGCUUCAGUUCUGCACUGACCCCAAAAAUGCUGUCACUGUCAUCAGAGGCCUGGCUGGCUCCCUCCGCCUUAACCUUGGUCUGUUCUCCACCAAAUCCCUUGUGGAGGCCAAUUCAGAACAUGCAGUGGAAGUGAGGACUCAGGUGCAGCAGCCCGCUGAUGAGAACUGGGAUACCAGCGGCUCGGCGCAGACGUGGCCCUGCGAAAGCAGCCGCUCACACACCACCAUCGCCAAAUACGCCCAGUACCAGGCCUCCAGCUUCCAGGAGAGCUUGCAGGAGGAGAAGGAGAGUGAGAAUGAAGACGAAGGAGAGCAAACGCAGAGCUCGGACGAAGCAGCCACCGCAAAAGCUGUCCUGAUGUUAGCCAACAGUAAAGGAGGCCCCCCCUCAACUCCCACCAGCACACCCAGCUCAGACCAGAAAACUGCUGGAAAGAUCAUUAAAUUCGGGACCAAUAUUGAUCUCUCAGACCCUAAAAGGUGGAAGCCCCAGCUGCAGGAGCUGCUGAAGCUGCCGUCCUUCAUGAGAGUGGAGUCCAGCAACAACAUGCUCAGUCAUGUCGGUCACACCAUCCUGGGCAUGAACACUGUCCAGCUCUACAUGAAGGUGCCGGGCAGCCGCACCCCGGGUCACCAAGAGAACAACAAUUUCUGCUCCGUCAACAUCAACAUCGGACCCGGUGACUGUGAGUGGUUUGCCGUCCACGAGCAUUACUGGGAAGACAUCAACAGAUUCUGUGAGAAGCACGGGGUAGAUUACCUCACAGGGUCCUGGUGGCCAGUGCUGGAGGACCUCUACAGCUCCAACAUCCCGGUGUACCGCUUCAUCCAGAGGCCGGGCGACCUGGUGUGGAUCAAUGCAGGGACUGUGCACUGGGUCCAGGCCGUGGGCUGGUGCAACAACAUCGCCUGGAAUGUGGGACCACUCAACUCGUACCAGUAUCAACUCGCCCUGGAGCGCUUUGAGUGGAACAAGGUGAAGAAGGUUAAGUCAAUCGUUCCCAUGAUCCACGUUUCCUGGAAUGUGGCUCGAACCGUCAAGAUCACCGAUCAGGAUACGUUCAAGAUGCUCAAACACUGCCUGAUGCAGUCCAUCAAGCACAUCCAGAUUCUGAGAGACCAGCUGGUGGCUGGAGGGAAGAAGAUCUCUUACCAGAGCCGCGUGAAGGAUGAGCCGCCAUACUACUGCAACGAGUGUGAUGUGGAGGUGUUUGACCUGCUCUUCGUGACGAGUGACAGCAGCAGUAAGAAGACCUACGUGGUGCACUGUGAGGACUGCGCCCGAGCUAAGACCCCGUCUCUGGCAGGAGUCGUGGUGCUGGAGCAGUAUCGAAUGGAGGAGCUGAUGAAAACCUACGACAGCUUCACUCUGGCUCCAUCGCCCCUUUCAAAGUGACGACUCCUCCCACGGCGUCUUUCAGCCAUAACCAAAACUCUAAUGGCAGCACAAAUGUUGUCUUCAAAGGCAAUCUAUUCCUGCAAACACUGAAUCAGCCAAUCACGUUUACUCAGUAUUGUUUACAUCACACAAUAAGGUAUGGAUACUCAGCCAAUCCAACUCUCGCUCACUGUCUUCCCCAUACCAGCUGCUGAUUGGACGUGCGUUUUUUUUUUUAAAUAGAAUGACUAGACUGGUACUUCUCAUGAAAAUCUUUUCCGACGUGGACAACAAAAAGAAAAAAAAAAAAUGUGAGCACUGCUAACACUGAAAAUCAGGUGAUAUAUUUAACGGACACUGCUGUGAUUCAAAAGCGUCAAGUAGCCAGUUCUGUGUAUUAAUUCAGGUACUUUUAUGCAAAUCCAGUAGAACUUUUUUACACCAAUCUAGUUAUUCUACAUGUCCAUGAAUUUGCUGUGAUUCUAUUGUACCAGCAGGGGGAAUCGCUUCACAGGAGAAGUAGCUGAUUGUCACAUUUGGCAUCGUAUUGGUUCCUGUUUUUUGUUCUUUAUUCAGGUAAACUCUCCACAUUUGUAACUCCUGUCUGUAAACUCUUCGAGGUGCUAUUCUUCGAGGUGCUUGUUGGAUACUUUAAAAUUAAAAGUUUUACCAGCCUAGAAGUACACCACAUUGGCCUUGUGAACUGUAUUUAGAAGAGAGGUAAUUAGACGAUUUAAACGUGCGCUAAUACGGUUUUAUGUGAGUAUAAAAAAUACAAAAAUCCAAUCAAAAACUUUUAUCAGUUUCUCAAAAAUACGGGUUUACCAGUGGACUAAUAUGGUUUCAUUCUUAGUUGGAAAAUUUGGAUUUUUUUAUUCUUUCUUUGUUUUUCACAAAUCAAGCUAAUUCUUUGUUGGUAUUGUUACUAUGAUACACCCAGAAAGCCGUACACAUUUUUUGAAAUGAGGAAACAAUCUGUUUUAUACCUCUUUUGUUGCUAUGUUCUUGUUUGUAGAUGACAGAGAAAAUAAAUAAUUGUAAAUUGUGAAUGAAUUUAUGCGAUACGUGGUGUGCAUAGACGAGGUGCAGGGGGUCGGUUGUGCAGCGUUUCUGUGCUGCCCCAAAACGUCGGUCCGUGAUGCUCGGCUCCGUGCACUGCCACUGGGUUUAAAAUGCUGGAUUUACACUUGAACAGGCUGACGAGCGUGCUUUCAAUGUUACGAAGAAUAUAUCAAAUCAUCUUUUUUCUUUAGAUAAAUGACAUAAACAAUCAAUAUUGAUAAGGAUAUCUACCAAUGCCAUUACUCUCCUGCAAUUAUCACUCACGGAUACCUGCAAUAAGCUCAUAUCAGCUGAGUUAUUGUUCCAGCUCUUCUUCAAAACACUGUUCCGGCUUCUUCCCACAUGUCAUACGAUCAUCACGUACCACACUGGAGUGUAUUCACAGCUUAGGUUGUGCAGCCGUUUUAAAUAAUCCCCCGCUAACGCCAACCUCGCUGAGGAUCCUGCCCCCUUCCCCAGUCAGUCCGUGCACACCAUUUCAUGUACAUACUGUAUCUGUUUUCAGGUUUACUAGAAGACUUCUGUAGUUUUGUUCUCAAUCAAAAAUCUACUUUGUAUGUGGUCAGAUUUGUCCACCUCAGUCACUCGUUUUUGUUGUUGCGAUAUUAUGAUACACCCUGUUUGACUCCAGUUGAAAUUACUGCAAUGGGAGUUUCUUCCCACUUUUAUACCUCUUUUUGUUGUGGGCUUCUGAUUUUUUGGAUUACAGAGAAAUGGGAAAUUGUAAAUUGUGACAUUAUUUAUACUGUACAUGGUUGUUUUCUUAUAUAUUUAUUGCAUUUCAGUGGGUACUUCACUCGGUGAGGGGCUACAAGGUAUUCGAAAAGUGUAGUAUGAUCGCAGAGUGUGGAUAGGGGAAGUGCAAUCAGGGGGGGUGGUUUGAUUUUCAUGGUGCUAGACCCCCUCCUUGCCUCAAUGCCCCCUCAUUAAACAGCAUAUAAUGAUGUAUGAACAUAGGUUACUGAUACAGCUCAAACCAAUCAGUUGGUGCUUAGAACCAUUUCCACAGUUUACUGGAAACAGAAAUGGAAUGAUGUCUUCGUACUGUAUCACACAGAUAAAUAAAAGAUCUUUUUUAACUUUAUUUCCAUUGUAUGAAAUUCAUAACCUUGUGAAGCAUUAGUGGUUUUAUGAUGAGCAUUAGUCGUAGUUGUACUUCUUGACUCUUUUGCAGAGACUUUUAGGGAUGUGACAUUUUAAUGGCGUCGGGGGUUUUUGUUUUUCCUGUGUCUUGUCCUCAUUAUUAAUAUUAUUUGAAGGAUGUGAUGAUGCUCUCUUUUUUUCCCUGUUGACUUUGUUUGAUUUUAUGCUGCACUUAUUGUUUUCAAAAAGAACUCACAUAGAAGAAAAUCCUGAGCCAGACCUGUCUUAAAUUGUAUUGUUGUUCAAGAAAAUAAAAUGUUUUGAUAAAUUA
This is a messenger RNA of Hippoglossus stenolepis (Pacific halibut), 8586 nucleotides long. It is a transcript of the gene kdm6bb, whose product is annotated as lysine (K)-specific demethylase 6B, b. The record is from RefSeq and is a predicted model, not a curated record. The transcript has 21 exons. Gene Ontology annotation, molecular function: chromatin DNA binding; histone H3K27me2/H3K27me3 demethylase activity; RNA polymerase II cis-regulatory region sequence-specific DNA binding. The coding region runs from base 906 to 6128 and encodes 1740 amino acids. Lineage: Eukaryota; Metazoa; Chordata; Actinopteri; Pleuronectiformes; Pleuronectidae. Gene Ontology annotation, biological process: regulation of gene expression; heart development. Gene Ontology annotation, cellular component: MLL3/4 complex.